AUGAUAUCAUUUUGCUAUAGGUGGAGCCCUAGAGGCCCCGGGGGGAGGAAAAUGCAAACAAAGAACAUCAACCUGAGCCGAGAUCAAAGUAACGACGACAACUGUGAACUGCAGAAAACAUGCCGCCAAGAUCUCCAGGGGCUUCCGAUCGAUGUGUCAGUGACCCACCAGAGCAUCCUGAAUCAAGUCACGAGGCCUACCAUCGGUUCCACGUAUCGCGGGUCUCUUACCCGAAGGCACACUCAAAAAUUAAUAAUUAAGCCCAAAUACUGGCUCAAACUGAGAUUAAAAACACCGGGACUUGGAAAGCAGGAAGCCAGUUAA
Molecule: messenger RNA, 324 nt
Organism: Parnassius apollo (apollo)
Lineage: Eukaryota; Metazoa; Arthropoda; Insecta; Lepidoptera; Papilionidae
Source: the annotation of a GenBank genome assembly